Molecule: messenger RNA, 609 nt
Organism: Solanum dulcamara
Lineage: Eukaryota; Viridiplantae; Streptophyta; Magnoliopsida; Solanales; Solanaceae
Product: early nodulin-like protein 3
Exons: 2
Coding region: 1-609 (202 amino acids)
Cellular component (GO): plasma membrane
Molecular function (GO): electron transfer activity
Source: RefSeq, a predicted model, not a curated record
AUGGCUAUUAAUUUUGAGGUUUCGCUCUAUCGAUUUAACGUGUUCAUUCUCUCUCUUAUUGUUACGUUCAUGUUUAUUGCAAACAUCUUUGUGUCAUCUUUUCAAUUUCGAGUUGGUGGUGAAAUGGGUUGGAUUAAACCGAUUGGUAACGAAUCCGAGACGUAUAACGAAUGGGCCGCUCGAAAUCGUUUUCAUGUUGGAGAUACCCUUUAUUUCAAGUACAAAGGUGACUCAGUACUUGAAGUAACACCGGCUAAUUAUCUCAACUGCAACACAACAAGCCCAAUUUCUAAAUUUGAAAAUGGAGAGACAGUUUACAAAAUUAGCCAUUCUGGCUUCUUCUAUUUCAUAAGUGGCCAGAAAAAUAAUUGCAAAUUUGGCCAGAGAAUCAUUCUUCGUGUAAUGCAUCCGUCUGAAAUUUCAUCACCAGCGUCUGCACCGGAUAUUUCACCGGCGCCGGGUGUUGGUGGUGGUGACGAUGGCGGAGAUGGAUGGGGUUCAGACUUUUUGGGCCCACAGGUGAUUAAUUCUACCACGGCACUGUCAGUUUUUUCGUAUUUUGUUACUGUUCUUGGGGGUGUUAUGGUCUUUCUUUAUUUUCUCAUGUAG